GCACAUCCCAGUCCGUGAACCAAUCAUGGUGAGAGGGCUGGAUUGACGCCCCGCGCAAGGUGUGCUGGUCCGCUUGGGUUCCAGUUCAUUCCAGACGCAGGAUCCAGUCUCUCACCAGUCUCAGGAAAAUGAUCAGAAUCCCCAACGUGACCAGCGGCACCGCCUGGCGCUCCAUGAGGCGCAUGCAAGUCACAACUCGCGCUGCGACGACGUCAUCACAGCACGGACCGACUUCCCAGCAACCACCGCGACGACGGGCAUCCCCGCAAGCACCAUGGCAGCCGUCCCAGCAAGCCUUGCCUACCCGUGAGCCUUCCAAGCCCACAGCCCUCCCAUGGGUCGACUUUGCCGCCCCAGAUCCGACUAAAAAGGCGGGAAAACCACAGAAAAUCACUUUCCUCUGCAACUCCUUCAACGGUCUGUCCCAGCGGCUGUACCUGGAGCUGGUGUCACGUGGCCAUCACGUGACUGUGCACGAGAACCCACGUGGCGAGGAGAUGACGAAGGCGGCAGAGGCGGACAAGCCGGACCUGGUACUGUGCCCAUUCCUGACCCGCCGGGUCCCGCCCAGCCUGUACAACAACCCGGCCCGACCCGUCCUCAUCGUACAUCCGGGCAUCCCCGGGGACAGGGGGCCGUCCUCCAUCGACUGGGCACUGAAGGAGGGCGCCACCGAGUGGGGCGUGACUGUUCUGCAGGCAGCAGAUGAGAUGGAUGCCGGCGACAUCUGGGCAGCCUGCAAGUUUCCCGUGAACCGCCAGGCGACCAAGUCUAGUCUGUACGGCAAGGAGGUGACCAAAGCGGCGGCUCUGGCAGUGCAGGGGGCCUUAGAAGCCCUGGAACAAGGCACGCCCCCCACCCCGCUAGACUACUCACACCCAGAGGUGAAAGGUGAGCUGAGGCGGAAGCUGACAGCCGAGGACCGACAGGUGGACUGGACACAGCCAGCCGAGGACGUGGCGAGAGUUGUGCGCGCCUGCGACUCCCAGCCAGGCGCCAUGGGCCUGCUCCGUCUGUCUGUGCAAGGCCAGCUGCAGCAGCAUGAAGUUUUGCUGUUCGGCGCAUGUGUGGAGGGAAAUCGUGACAUGGUGCGGCAACUGAAGGAGCGGGCGGGGCAUGCUACCCCUGGUGACAUCAUCGCGAGAAGGAACAGUGCUGUCUUGGUGGCCUGUAAAGAUCGGGAAGAUGCCAUCUGGAUCUCCCAUCUUAAAACCCCCCCCCCACAAGAAAACUGUCCCGCCCUCGCAGGACUCCCCCAGAGAAGCAGCCUGAAGCUUCCCGCAACGUCUGUCCUGCCUUGUGCUGACGUCCCUCCCCUUCCUGUCAGCCACUCCGACCCCCUUCCUUACGGGACCCGACCUGAGACUUUCCAGGACGUCUGGACGACGCGCCAAGACGGCGUCUGUUACGUGCACUUCGACUUCUACAACGGCGCGAUGAGCACGGACCAGUGUAAGCGGCUGGAGCAGGUUCUGUGGGACGCGGAACAGGAUCCAGACUGCUCCGUGGUCGCCUUGAUGGGCGGGCACAACUUCUUCAGCAACGGAAUCCACCUGAACGUCAUCGAGAGCUCCGAAUGUGCCAUCGCCGAAUCCUGGGCUAACAUCACAGCCAUCAAUGACGUGGUGAAGGCAAUAUUCCGGAUGCGGAAUAAGGUGACGGUUUCAGUGCUGCAGGGGAACGCGGGAGCUGGCGGUGUCAUGAUGGCGCUUGCUGCAGAUCGGGUCGUGAGUCACGCCGGUGUGGUGCUGAACCCACACUACCGCAAGAUGGCGCUGUUCGGGUCCGAGUACUGGACCUACUCCCUGCCGCAAAGGGUGGGAUUCCCCAUGGCAGAGGAACUCACCACCCGACUCCAGCCAGUGCUCGCCCCAGAGGCCUGGGACAUGGGCAUGCUGGACGACGUGAUCGGGUCGGAUGCGGUCGAGCUGAACGCCCAGAUCCACCUGAAGUGCCUCCGUCUGCAGGCUGAGGCCGGAGAGAUCCUGCGGGUCAAGCGGGCGGCCACCUCGUCCCUCUGGUCCAUCCUAGAGCAGCACCGUCAGGAGGAGCUGGGGUACAUGCGGCAGUGCUUCCAGGACAAGGAGUACCACGCCAGGCGCAGGAAGUUCGUGUACCACUAGCCGCAACCAGGAGAGACACAUACAGAACACGCAACAUCCGCACAACACGGAGAAAAAAGCACACUACAGUGAUGAACAUCCACAAAACUUCAGGCUACCACAACUUUUUAAGUCUACCUCCGUUUGGAGAUUGAACCACACCAUGCCAGGCACAGAAAGUUUAUGUAUCACAAGCUGCAACUGGGAGAUGUAACGUUACAGAUAGACAUCCACAAAACCAUCCAAGUGUCAGUGCACUAACGUAACCUACCUCAACUUUUAGAUCUACCUCAAUUAAGGGAACCACACCAGGUGCAGGAAAUUUGUGUACCACUAGAUACAAGGAGCUUCCUCCUGUCCGAGUGUUUGACGUAAGGCUAGAGAACUUAGAGGCCAACUUAAAGUAAGAAGGCCUGAAUGGAUUUUAACGGUAUUUGAUAUGCGGGUAGGUCAAGAAGAUAAAAUAUGGAUGUCCGUUUUAGAUUUUAAGAUUUUUUUCAAGAAUAAACAUUACAACCACAUGUCAGAAAAA
Branchiostoma belcheri (Belcher's lancelet) is the source of this 2634-nucleotide messenger RNA. RefSeq names its product hydrogenase maturation factor HoxX-like. Bases 129 to 2123 code for a protein of 664 amino acids. The record is from RefSeq and is a predicted model, not a curated record. Gene Ontology annotation, biological process: biosynthetic process. Lineage: Eukaryota; Metazoa; Chordata; Leptocardii; Amphioxiformes; Branchiostomatidae. The transcript is spliced from 10 exons. Gene Ontology annotation, molecular function: catalytic activity.